ACCUUCGUUUCGCAGUAUAUACACUUUAAACAAACUACAAUCUGCAAAGACUCGCAUCUCAGAAACAUGUUUCUUCAACCUUCUCUUCAUAAUCACCACAACAUUUCUCUCUCUUCAACCCUCUCUUAUUCUCAACUUCUUCCAUGUAAACUUCCUACUUUUGCCCUUUACCAAACUGUAACGCACCAGAAACUCCCCAUCAUAAGAUGCUCUAUAUCUCAAAUUCACAACUAUGGAACGGUGGACUUUGAGCGAAGACCCAUGAUCAAAUGGAAUGCUAUUUACAAGAAAAUAUCUCUUAUGGAGAAUCCUGAAAUGGGUUGUGCUUCUGUGUUGAAUCAGUGGGAGAAUGGUGGCAGGAAGGUUACAAAAUGGGAGCUAUCUAGAGUUAUUAAGGAGUUGAGGAAGUACAGGCGCUACAAGCAAGCUCUGGAGGUGUAUGAGUGGAUGAACAAUAGAGGAGAGAGGUUCAGAUUAUCUGCUAGUGAUGCUGCGAUUCAGUUAGACCUAAUUGCCAAAGCUCAUGGAAUAUCUAGUGCCGAAGAUUUUUUCCUACAGCUUCCUCAUACUUUAAAGGACAGGAGAGUAUAUGGGGCUCUUCUGAAUGCCUAUGUUCGGGCUAGAAUGAGAGGAGAUGCUGAAUUAUUAUUUGACAAAAUGAGAGAUAAGGGUUAUGCUACGCACUCUCUUCCGUUCAAUGUGAUGAUGACUCUUUAUAUGAACCUCAAGGAGUACGAUAAAAUUGACUUAGUGGUUUCAGAAAUGAUGGAGAAAGGCGUACGACUAGAUGUAUAUUCGUACAACAUUUGGCUAUCAUCUUGUGGAUCCCAAGGAUCUGGAGAAAAGAUGGAACAAGUAUAUGAACAGAUGAAAAUGGAUAGAGCCAUUAAUCCGAACUGGACUACAUUCAGCACAAUGGCGACAAUGUAUAUUAAGAUGGGACAGUUUGAAAAGGCUGAAGAGUGCUUAAGGAGGGUUGAGAGUAGAAUAACUGGUCGGGAUAGGAUACCUUAUCAUUAUCUCUUAAGUCUGUACGGUGGUGUUGGUAAUAAAGAGGAGGUAUAUCGGGUGUGGAAGGCUUACAAAUCGAUUUUUCCUGGUAUUCCAAAUUUGGGAUACCAUGCUAUGAUCUCAUCUUUGGUUAGGAUUGGUGAUAUUGAAGGUAUAGAGAAUGUAUAUGAGGAAUGGCUGUCAGUUAAGUCAUCUUAUGACCCUAGAAUAGCAAAUCUUCUCCUGGGAUGUUAUGUUAAAGAAGGAAAUUUUGAUAAAGCUGAGACUUUCUUCAAUCACAUUGUUGAAGUGGGAGGAAAGCCAAAUUCAACUACAUGGGAGAUUCUUGCUGAAGGACAUAUUGGAGAGAAGAGAAUUAUGGAGGCUUUGUCUUGCUUCAAGGAAGCUUUUGCAGCUGAGGGAGUAAAGAAUUGGAGGCCAAAACCUGUAAAUGUGCUUGCCUUUUUUAAACUCUGUGAUGAAGAAUCCGACACGGCAAGUAAAGAGGUUUUGGUGGGAUUAUUAAGGCAAUCUGGGUAUCGUAAAGACAAAGCUUAUAUUUCAAUGAUUGGCUUAACUGAUGAAACUGUUAAUACCAAUGUUUUAUCGGAGAAGGAUAGCACUGACUAUAACAAUGACAGUGGUGAAGAUGAGGAUCAAACACUCCUCAGCCAACUGCAGAGUAGCCCGUGAUUUGUCUGCUUUCUCCUUUUAUUUUAAAUAUCACAAAAUAGUUUUGAACCUUUAAUAACUUUGCUUUAAGGAGAUUCUUUCCACAGUUGGAUACGAGUUUUACUCACAGCAACUAGGAGUAAGCUUUGCUUCAAUAGAGGGUUCCAGUCAUCUGUAUUUCACCUGUUUAAAUUUUGUUUUAAUAUUUACUGUAUUCUUUCUUGUGUAGCAUUUGGCUUAGUAGAAAUUUCGCCUUAGCCUUUACAGUUGGUUCAGUUUUGUUGAGUAUUAUUAAAUGUUUACUGCA
Messenger RNA from Pistacia vera, 1969 nucleotides. Its product is annotated as pentatricopeptide repeat-containing protein At1g02150-like. The transcript has 2 exons. Gene Ontology annotation, molecular function: protein binding. The coding region runs from base 67 to 1683 and encodes 538 amino acids. Lineage: Eukaryota; Viridiplantae; Streptophyta; Magnoliopsida; Sapindales; Anacardiaceae. The record is from RefSeq and is a predicted model, not a curated record. Gene Ontology annotation, cellular component: mitochondrion.